AUGUCGGAAACCGACGUCUACAGCGAUGCACCGGCGGAGCAACCCGGGGAGUUCGACUACCAAAUAUUGGACGCCAACGGCCCAACACACGACCGACGGGCUUCGCACCGUCCCCGGCUCACCGCCGAGGAGCGCGCGUACCUAGACCAGAACCAUGGGUGCUAUCGCUGCCGCGCCCUCAAUGCGGAUCACAUGUCGAGCAACUGCCCUCGCUAUGCCCCUGCUCCAGGAGCGCCCGCCACCUCGUCGACUCCCCUGUCGACCGCUCCCGCCGCUCGCACUCGUCCUGGUAUGGUGGCGGCCAUCCAGACGUUCCAAGAAACGGUUUCUCGGACAGCGGAGCCUCACUGGUGA
Molecule: messenger RNA, 354 nt
Organism: Microbotryum saponariae
Lineage: Eukaryota; Fungi; Basidiomycota; Microbotryomycetes; Microbotryales; Microbotryaceae
Source: the annotation of a GenBank genome assembly